AUGAGGGUCCACUUAUAUCUUUUCAUCUUUAUGAUUCAUUUCAGUACAGGCUGUAUUGUUUCAGAUGUGCAGCAGACAAUAAUAAUAACAGGAUACACGGGUGGUUCAGUUGUGCUGCCCUGCUCCUGUGCUGACCCUCAGUCUACAGUCACAACAUUCACCUGGGAGUUUCAGUGGGGAAAUCACUGGAUUCAAGUAUUUCAAGAUGAGAAAUACAACGGCAGACGUGUGCUGUUUAAUGAACAUUCUCCAACAAAUCUGUCUCUCCUCAUUUCUGACCUCAGAAUGAAUGACCAGGCCUACUAUAAAUGUCUGACUAAACCAAAUAGUAUUAUUACAUAUGUUGAUUUAAAUGUUAAAGGGUGUGAUUUGGUUGAGCAUGGAAAGGUAUUUGAAUUGACUGUAUACUCAGGAGAGUCUGUGGUUCUGCCCUGUUUCUGCACUGAACUAUUGGCUAAACCUGAACAGAUGCAAUGGAAUUAUGUAAUUGAAAAUAAUUAUAAAGUAAUCUACCCAAAUGAACAGAGGGAGAAUUACAAGAACAGAGUCAAACUGUUAAAUCCAAACACUCCAGGAGAUCUUUCUCUACACAUAUCAGCACUGAGGACAGAGGACCGAGGGGAAUAUCAGUGUUUAGUGUCGCCUCAGAAAGUAGUCGGCUUCAGACUUACUGUACUACAACCUGAAGAUGUUUUCAUUCUGGGAGUGUUUUUCUCAGUGCUUCUACUGGCAUUACUGGUAUUUAUAUUAUGGAGAUGCAGAGGAGGCAGAAAUAAUAAAAAGGAGACCAGUGAUGGUGAAGAGCUAAAGAGAGAACAAGACAAUCAGGACGACGUGAUGUAUUCUUCUGUAGUCCAUGUUAAAACAGCAUCCAGAGCAGCUCACACACACAGUGACCCUUCAGAGCUCACAGAGUACGCUUCUGUCCACGUUAAGUGCUAAAAGAACUGAGUACUGCAGAGGGACUGAAACCACUGUUCACUUUUGAGUUUUCUGUAAUCUUAAUUUGAAAAGAAAACCUAUUCAUUGUUAGGAGGACUUUUUAUGUGACUUCAAAGCAUAUCAAGAUGAUUACAAAGCAGGACUAAACAACUGAGGGAGUUGUGUUGCCUGUUUCUAUUUUCAGAUGUAAGCACUGACACUAUGUGCAUGCACGUUCAAGUUAUCACACAAAGUGAGAAACCAUAUUGUGUUGGGUUUGGUGGUUUGAUGUUUUUUCCCUUUUUUUGUACUCCUAAUAUUUAAAGGAGUCGUUGACCUUUUUUUUUCUUAUAGGCUUGAUUGUGUUUAUGGGGAGCAGUCUAACGUAUUAAUACUUAGUUUUUAAAAAAAUGCAUUAUUUUUUCACAUAAUUUUCCUUUAUUCUACACAGCUCUGUCCCUUAUCCUAUAAACAUGCUGAAGAUUCCCUGCUUUUAUGAAGCCGCUCCCUCAGAAAUAAACAAUGGCUCAGAUUGGUCAGCUGGCCCAGUGUGUUGUGAUUGGCUAAACCACCAGUGCUCAGCGCAUGUGCUCCAGUCACAUCUCAA
This is a messenger RNA of Carassius auratus (goldfish), 1528 nucleotides long. RefSeq lists its product as uncharacterized. The record is from RefSeq and is a predicted model, not a curated record. Gene Ontology annotation, biological process: cellular response to lipopolysaccharide; positive regulation of T cell proliferation; T cell costimulation. Gene Ontology annotation, cellular component: external side of plasma membrane. NCBI's taxonomy places the organism in Eukaryota, Metazoa, Chordata, Actinopteri, Cypriniformes, Cyprinidae. Bases 1 to 942 code for a protein of 313 amino acids. The transcript has 6 exons.